AUGGGAACGCACGAUGGAGCUAUUGUGGUUAGAGACGAGAGAAUGGAUUCUCCGUCUAGGGUCGAGGAGAAUGACCGAGGGGAAUUGACGUGUUCAUGGGACAUCGGGAGGAUUCUUGCAGCGGAUAUGAAGUUCGAGAGAAAAGUCUCUCUUGUACAUUUGAACUUGGGGCUGCUUGACAGGGAUGAAGUGACCCAUAACUACCCAACACCACCGAUGGUCGAUGGGGUUGAGCCUGUGAGAGAUAUGCCGCUGCGGGAGGCGGAACCUGUAGUGACCAAAGAAACUCGAAAUGAUAUUGCUGAUAUGUCCGAGCAUUUAUUAGGAGAUUCUGAAAUGGCUGAGAGCGAUCAUGUUCUUGAUACGACAGGAUGUGAUGACCAACUCGAGAUGGACGAUGAUCUUCCCAUGACAUCUGGAUUGGACGAUAAGGUUGAUGAAGAGCUUUUCGCAGCUCAAACUGAAAGAUGUGCCGACGGGAAUCAUACCCUGUCCUAUAUGGGCAGCCGAGGAUUAAUUUGUACGUCUUGUGGUCAUGUGGAGCUUGAUGCAUAUCAAGUUUUGAGCUCGAGGGUUGACAACAUUUAUUUCGAUAGCUCUGAAGAGGUAGAUGAUGAAGGGACAGAAAAUGAAAAUGAAAGGAAAGUGCCGGAGAAGAAAGGCAACAUGUACAAGAUGCAGCCUUCUGAGGAAGAAUUUGAAGAAAUUUUGGAGCAUUUAAGGAAUCAAGCUCAUACUCACGCUCGAAUUUUUGGUGAUGAUUGUAAAGUCCCUGAACUAGUUUGCGACUCGAGCAAGGAUAAUUCUGAUAGUCCCUCCUCAUCCUGUAUGAUGGCUGCCCCAGAAGAUGUUGGAGAUUUGCGGGUAGCGAGUGACGACAUUAAUGCUGCUGACAGUGGCAUUGGAGGCCAGGUUCGAUCUACAAGGAGGAUCAAUAUGCACCUGUCCUCAAUUUAUGUUGUGGAUGGACUGUCUGGCGACGAAGACUUCACUCUGAGGAAGAGGCGAAAAGUGAAAAUUGAGAAAAGAAGAGUCGACACUGCAGAGCCUGUGGAGGAGGAGGCCUCAGGGCAGCGCAAAAUCGCAACUCCAAAACGGAAGGGGAAGGCUGCAGUGACCUCUCUUCAGAGGAAGACGAAGCAGAGGAGGCUAUCAGAGAUCUGUGCAGACGAAGUACACAGAUUGGAGCCAGCGGGUGGAGUCUCAGUCUCAAAAGCUAAGAGUUCCAAAGCUCCGCAGACUAGCAGAAACAGCGGUGGUGGGGAUGACAUGCCAUAUUGGCUUCAGGAGAUGACCAAAUUCAUGACUGGGGCCAAAGCCAAGAAGAAGAAGCCCAAACGAUUUGACAUCAAAAAGUUCCUAGAAGAAUCCUUUCUUAGACCACCAUCUCGGACAAUGCAUACCGGCGAAGGGAGUGGGACUGCAAAUGGAGCUGACGACUACCCUGAUCUUCCAAAGAAGUUCAGGUUUGAAGAAGAUGUCGUGCCACCGACAGAAGAGGACCAGAGAGAAGCUGAGGUGACGAAGGAGGUGGACGACCUUCUUGAGGAGUUGAACUUCAACUGCGCUGCGGAAGAAGUGGGAACGAUUACCAGCAGUGAGGUUGUUCAUCUGGACGAGGAGGAGGAGGAAGACACUCAGGAGCGCAGAUGUGCCCGAGGGCUCCAUUUGUUGACAUUAGAAGACAACCAUGGACUAUAUUGUAUCUACUGUCAGCAUGUGGAGAUUCAUCCGAGGGAUGUAAUUCCUCCGUGGGCGAUCAAAGCUCAUCGUGCUUCAGGAAAGAAGAAGAAACAGGGGAAAGGGGAGAGUCUAGAUCUCAGUGCCGUUAGUCUCCCUAUACCGGAUGCAGCUGAUGUAAGCAGCUGGACUAGCGGCUCAGUUUGGAGCAUCACAGCUGGUGUGCGGGAAAGUAUGUACGAACACCAGCAAGAAGGAUUUGAGUUCCUCUGGAAAAACUUGGCAGGCAGUACUGACAUUGCCGAGUUGAAGAACUCAAAUCCACCUGGAGUGGGCGGAUGCAUCAUUUCUCAUGCACCAGGGACUGGAAAGACACGUCUGACGAUUGUAUUCCUCGAGGCGUAUCUAAAGAUGUUUCCAAACUGCCUGCCGAUCAUCAUCGUCCCAGCCAACAUACUUGGCACCUGGGAAGCAGAGUUCAGAAGGUGGAAUGCCGGGUUUAAUUUCCACAACCUGAACAAUCUGGCAUUCAUUGGCGACGAGAGGGCGGCUGCUGACCAUCUCUUUCACGGAGCGAGGAUCACAUGUCGGGAUUUGGAGGCAAUCCGGAUGGUUAAAAUAUAUACCUGGAAGAGAGGGGGAGGUCUUUUGGGGAUUAGCUACAACCUUUUUGAGAAGCUAACGGCGCAGAAAGAGGGGGAAGCAAAUGCAGGGGAGGAGGAGGGGCAGAGAACAGUUUCUGAACAGAACUUGGAAGUUCUGAGGUCGACACUUCGUGAGCUGCCUGAACUCGCGAUUCUUGAUGAAGGCCAUACUCCUCGUAACAACAGGAGUAAGCUUUGGGCUUCACUGGUUCAGCUCAAGACAGAAAGGCGUGUCAUCUUGUCCGGGACGCCAUUCCAAAACAGCUUCGAAGAGCUGUUCAACACCUUAAAGAUAGUAAGGCCGACAGUAGCAGAAUCGUUUAUGCAGGAUCGGACAUUUGCUGAAAUUCUGCAGUCAGAUAAGAGAAGACAAAGCUCUCGGCCUGCUUUGCUUCCCCAAGCCAUUGAUCGUGCAGUGGAGAGGCUUAAAGUCUCCAUGUCGCAGUUUGUGCACGUGUACAAGGGAACUGUCCUGCAAGAGAAUCUCCCCGGAUUAAGAGAUUCUGUCAUCCUCCUGAAGCCGACUGGGUUGCAAAAGAAUCUGAUCGACAAGUUGGAGGGGGAACGGUUAAGUAGAACAAUUAAUAAUGAAUUUGGAUAUUCGUUGGUAUCUACUCACCCUUACCUCGUCAAUAAAUGCAAGUCGCAAGUGCCAACCGAUGAAAUUGAUAUGAAAGCUGUCGAGGCAUCAAAGCUCAGUCCUGGCGAUGGAGUCAAAACAAAAUUCAUCAUCGAGUUUGUCCGCCUCAGUACUCUGCUGAAUGAAAAAGUGCUGAUCUUCAGCCAGUACAUUCCGCCCUUGGAGCUGAUCAAAGAGUAUCUGUCCAUGAAGUUCGAUUGGCAUGCCGGGAAGGAAAUUCUGAAGCUGGAUGGGAAGCUAGACAAGAAGCAACGGCAGAAAGCGAUCAAUGCAUUCAAUGAUCCAGACAACGAUUCGAAGAUCAUGCUGGCGUCAAUAAGGUGUUGCUGUGAGGGCAUAAGCCUGGUUGGCGCUUCGAGGGUCAUUCUGCUUGAUGUCGUCUGGAAUCCAUCAGUCGAGCAGCAGGCAAUCUGUCGGGCUUAUAGGAUUGGGCAAAAGAAGUUUGUCCACAGCUAUCAUCUUAUGACUGCUGGCACGGCUGAGGCGGACAAAUAUUGCCGGCAGGCUGAGAAAGAGAGGAUAUCAGAAUUGGUGUUCUGCUCUUCUUCGAACGAGAAGGCCGUAUCAAAGCAGCCCAUGGCAGGGAUUGAGGACAGGAUUCUUGAGGAGAUGGUCCAGCACGCGAAGACGAAAGAUAUGUUUGAAAAGAUCAUCCACCAGCCGAAGAAUGCCGACUUGAUCCAGUCCUUAGGACUCAGAGGUUGACUUGAGAGUGUUCGAUUCCUGGGAGUAUAAAGGUUGAUGCAUUGCUCGUCUUGCAUAUGAAAUGGCCAGAAAACGGCGUAAGGAACUGUAUUCUUUUUGACAAAGCUAGCUAAUGUUUUAGAGGUAAUAUUAUGAUGGAUUGUUUAUCUUCAAGUUUGUAUCAUUUGCAAGAAGUAUCUUAACAUUCAUAUAAUUUUUUUUGCACUUCACAAUCAUUAACUGCAUUUCCCAUUUGCAAUUUGGUUUGGGCUGCCUCAAACAAUUGCCUAGUUCAAGUCAGAAAGGAAGUUUUGGUUUCAAAACAUUUGUCCGAGUUUCUAUGGCAGCAUGCAUUUAGGCCACGGUGCGUAGUGCUGCCAUGCUUUUGAAGUACGGGCUGGGUGAGAAAAGAGCAGCGCAAAGAAUUGAGGUAGCCGUCUUAGAUGUUCUAGAUAGAUAGAGGAUAUCGCACUGGCGACAUGUUCUCGGCCGGAAUGGAAUUAGCCGAGGGGAAGGAAAUGGGCGAACUAGUCCAUAGAAAGCAAAACUACCGAUGCUGUGUGAAACCGAUUCUCCCAAUACUACAUGAUCUUGUGCAUGCUGAGGGAUGGG
Molecule: messenger RNA, 4260 nt
Organism: Andrographis paniculata
Lineage: Eukaryota; Viridiplantae; Streptophyta; Magnoliopsida; Lamiales; Acanthaceae
Product: SNF2 domain-containing protein CLASSY 3-like
Exons: 9
Coding region: 1-3669 (1222 amino acids)
Biological process (GO): gene silencing by siRNA-directed DNA methylation
Molecular function (GO): ATP-dependent chromatin remodeler activity; ATP binding
Source: RefSeq, a predicted model, not a curated record